AUGUCGGAAGGAAAGCGGGCUCCUGGUCUGUUUUAUAGAUUAAUAACGGCGUGUUUGUAUGGCAUUUGUUCAUUUUUUAUUGUGGUUAUCAACAAGACUGUUUUGACAACGUACAAGUAAGUAAACUCAGAUUACAACGGUUCAGUUGUAGCUUAAUGUGACCCCUUGACGCCCAAACUAAUAAACUGUGUUGAUAUCUUUUUUUUCUAUAGAUUUCCUUCUUUUCAAUGUUUGGGACUCGGUCAGGUAAGUAAAGAUGUCGCAAGUUGUGUUUGCGCCGGUUAUACGUUUACCUAAAUUACCUCUCAUUCCUUCCGGGUCCUGAAAAUUAAAUAAACCGACAUUCACUCUAAAUUCGAAAUUUCUCAUUUAAAGAAAAAAAUUUUAAACAAAUCAUUAAGAAUAAGAUUUUGUUCUCGUAAAUUCAAACAGCCUGUUUAAGUUACAGAAAAAAGAGAUCUUAUCCUAUAAUUUGUUGUAAAUUUUUCCCGUAAAAUAAGAAAACUUUUUCUUAAAUCGAGAGAUUCGGAGCAAAAUUUAGAGUGAUUAAUUGACUUCUAGGAGAAACAUUUACCUUUUGGUAUGCAGUUACUAAAAUGAAGUCAUGCUAUCAUUUGUGUGAAAUUGUGUGAGAUUGCUGCAUAAAUCAUAAAACUCUUCAACAAUACAUUAGUGUUGGUAAGAUCCCUGGAAAGAUGGUGGGGCCACAAGCACAAGAGCCGAGCACGUAGCGUAACCGUGACAACCCUGUGGGCGGCAACCACCAGGCACCAUCAUGUUGAAAAAACAGUGAAGCAAUGUUACUUACCUCGUACUUACCAAAGAGAGGGAGAGAGGGCGGGCAGUGAGGUUACAGAGCACAAUCAAAAGGGGUAAAGAGCACGAGAGAAUGAGUUGACCUCUACAACCGAGCUAUAAGAACACCCCCCCCCCCCCCCUGCACACAACUUGACCUAUCUGCAUGCCCGCUAUCGGGGGGGGGGGGGGGGGCUGACCAGCUUUUUUUUUGCAUUUAAAAAAGUUUAGGGAAUAAACUUUAACCACAGGGGUGUUUGUGAAAAAUUGGGCAGAAUAAUGAAAAUUAAAUAAAAGCCUGGGGAAAUUGUGGGGGGAAACUUGUUUUUCCAUUUAAAACAGGAAAGUUUCGAGUGCAACCCCUCCAAAACAGCGAAUUUAAACAGAAAAGGAGAUCUAAUUACACGAAACAAAAAAAAGAGGAGAGGAGAGGGGGGGGAGGUGGUUAACAAAAGCCAAAGAAAAAGUGAAAACCACACCCGCAAAACUGAGCACCCCAUACAACACAAAAACAAAAACCCCCCCCCCCCCCGGCCAGAACAUUAGCCAUAUUGCCAGCCCCCAUUAGGGGGGGGGGGGGAGUGGCUGACCAGCUUUGUUUUUGCAUUUAACAUAGUUUAGGUAAUAACAUUUAACCACAGUGGUGUUUGUGAAAAUCUGGUCAGAAUACUGAAAAUUAGAUACAAGCAUGGGCAAAUGUUGGGGGCAACCUUGUUUUACCAUGUAGACAGAGAAGUUCUCGACUGCAACUCCUCCAAACAAGGCAAUUUUAGUUUUCUCCAAAGCCCUUCAUGGAUCUAUAUCUGGUAGCUCUGCAUCUGGUGAUUUUCAGCUUUUUUACCUGGGAGGAUGUUGUCCGAAAUAGACGCCUUCUUUACAGUUUUUUCAACUUUUGACGUGACCCAGGUAGUAAAAAUCUGUAAACACUGCGUAAAAGAGAGCCUUAAAAUGGUAAAAUUAACAAGUUUGAUAGUGAUUUGGCGAGUAAGAAUUAAGAUACAGCUAUGCAAAGUUGUAAAAUCUUAUAGAGGUUUGUAAGGUGGGGGAAGCCAACUUGCCCUCCAGCAUACAAAUUUGUAGCUUUGCGGAACAGUCACUUGGCUCCCUUUAGACGUAUCACUUUCAAACUUGGCAAACUUGUUUGUUAACGUCUAGGCAGUCUUUUCAGUGUUGUCGAUUCAAUUUCGGCUAACGAUCACCAUCAAAAUUUGAAAAACCAUGAAAAGGUCAGCUAUUGUAAUGUGAAGUGAGGUCUGAUGAACAUUUUCUUCUGAUAAGUAUAGAUCUUGCCACCAUUUUUUAAAGCUGAUCAAAUCAUCAAAAUUUGAAUCCGAAUAAAAAAUUCUCAGUGAUGCUCACUGUCAAGUUCAGUGCAUUUAUCUCUUUUCUUCAGAUGCUUGCCACAGUCAUUGUCCUCUACAUCCUGAGGCUAGGUGGCGUUGUCAAUUUUCCAGGUUAUUCACUGUCAAUUUUGUACAAGGUACGUGUCAAUUCUGAACUUACUCAACAGGACGGGAGAGGAAAGACGACAGAAAACCUUGUGUGACAAGCGUGACAUUAGAAUAAGUUUGUUUGAGAAAACCUUCUGCCAAACUUCACUUUCCUUUAAACGGAUCUUUUUGUAAAAGACCAGAAAACAUUCAUGUUAGUGAAGAUCACGAUAAGACACGUAAGUAAUAACUUUGUCAUGUUCGUCACGCACUAGCAAUUUGCCGUCCUUUUCUUCCUGCCAUCCUGUUGCAUAAACUCACUGAUAAUGCUAUUUAUAACGGCGCAUUCCAUUAGGAUGGCCUGGAUCAGGAUCAGUGAUUCAAUAUCACUCAUAUCAUAGCACAUCAAUGGAAAUGACGAAUCCACGCUGGGAAAGGGUGAACUCGUUGGUUCAUUAAUUUUGAUGUACCACCCUCGUCCAAGUGAUCUUGGAUCACUGAUCCUGGUGCGGAUGAUCAUAAAGAAACACACCCUAAAUCAGUCCUUGUGGUUAACCCUGUAAGUCCCAAUAGUGACCAACAUCAAUUUUCUCCCAACGAUAUCCAUACAAUGUCAAGAGAUUAGGUUAUGAGAGUUAAUAAAAUGAUCACCAAAGAGAAAAUACUUUGAUCUUUUAUCAAACUCUCUCAACAUAUUUUUUAAAGAAAUGUAUAGAGAUCAGUUUGGAAAAUUUGCUUGUGGAUAUUGGGGCUUAAAGGGUUAACCCUUUGACCUGUAAGAGUGACCAACAUCUAACUUCUCCUUGUGGUAGCAGCAGGGUUUGUACGCAUCUUGAAAACCCUUGAAUUUUAGAGUCCUUGAAAUUCUCCUGUAUUCAUUUUGGUCCUUGAAAGUCCUUGAAUUUUAAUUGAGGAACAUUUUCAAACCUCCAAAAAACUUUAGCAAAUGCCAGCUUGAAGCCAACAGAAUAAUGAUAAUAAUAAAAACAAAAAAUUUGGAGUAUGUGUUAAAAGUAACAAAUUAGGUUAUAUUGAAAUCAGUUUAAAACUGUGGUCCUUGUAAGUCCUUGAAAUGUCUUUUUAUUUUAUAUGGAAGAAGUGUACAAACUGUGCAGCGCGGCACAUGAGAGGUGAGGUUCCAUAACACCGUGGGUGGAGUUGUUCAACACCCAGUUACCAAUAAUCUUGGGUUAACUGCAAGCAGAGUGUAUUAGUUUUUUAUGGUAACCAAACCUUGAUUUGCACUGUCUUUUGAACAACUCACCCCAGGCUAGAGUAUAGAACUGUGAUUGUUUCUCAACCUGUAUCCUGGAGACCCAUAUAGGUAGCAAUCUUUGAAGACUUAUAAUAAUAUUGCACUCUCUGAAGGUCUCUUGUAGCCGCAUGAGGUUGUUUUGUCACCUCCAGAAGAUUUUUCUCACUUGCGGUGUACCAAUUUUGAGAACCCAAAAAGGGUUCAUGAAAUAAAUUCUCUCUACAGCCAAAUGCCAUCAACAUUGCAAAUACAUUGUCAAAAAAAAAUUUCACCCAACUUUUGAUCAGUCAAGCAAUCAACAAAGCAUUGCCCUCUGACUUUGAUUUUGGUGGGAAAUUAGAUUAAAAAAUCCUUCAUGUGGGGCAGGUUGACCUCUUGUGAAUUAGUCACCCUAGGGGGUGACUAUAACCAGCAGUUUGAGGUCUUUACUAAACUAAUAUACCCUGACAUUUGGGCUAAUUUUGACUGUAGAUUGUAUUAUUGCAAUAUUACUGAUAAGAAAAAAUAUUAACUGGAAAUGCAUUCUAUCUUUAGCCUGUUUGAACUUGAUAUUACUUUGUUCCAAAGAUAGCUAGUACUGAAGAAGAAUAAUUACAUUCAGGUAUUUUUUACAUGUGCAAAUAUUAUUUCAGGUGUGGCCCCUUCCAUUGUUGUAUGUUGGAAAUCUUGUAUUUGGAUUAGGAAGCACAAAAAGGCUUAAGUAAGUUUUUAGUGAAAAUUUGAGGUAAUAAUAAACUAACAAGUUAGCAAUUAUUAUUGUGUGAACUUCAAAAAAAUAAAAUCAAAGAUGAUCCUUUAAUACAGACAGUGGUGUGUGCUGAAUUUUGUAUUUUAUGACAACUUUUGAGUUCCCAUGAGAUUAAGUAGUCAUUGGCCACCAUAGAUACACAAGAGGUAAAUCCUAUUGGGCACAAUAGCAGUAAUAACAGAGUGACAUCUUACACAUGAAAUUUUUAGAAUUUUCUCUGUGUUUUCACAAUUCUUGUGAAAAUUGACAUUUAUUUUCUCAGGCCCCCAUAAGAAAUAGUCUUUGGUGUUAUUACAGAUUAUUAUAUCUAUAGCCCUCGAAAAAUGUAAAAAAAGAAUGUGAUAUUGUUUAGAUUAUUCUGGUACAAGGUUUUUGUCCACUGAAAAUUAAAAUUACUCAAUUUCCUUACGGAUUCCAUCUCAAAGGUUGGCUGCCCAACAAGAAAAUCUACUUGAGCCAGACAACGGGGCACAUUUUUCUUUGGGCCCUAGCUCACAGCUACUGCUGGUUCUGCUGUAGCUGCUGUUUUUAAUAUUGUUGAGAUAAAUAGCUUGUUACUCAAACUUUCUUCACUUCAGCCUUCCAAUGUUCACUGUUCUUCGGCGUUUUUCAAUUCUUUUCACGAUGUUAGGAGAGACAUUUAUUUUAGGGUAAGUUAGUAGUUAAAUGUUUCUCAAACUUAAGUAUUUUGUGGCUCAUCAAUUGAAAAGUAUCUUUAUUUUAUGUAUUCAGUGUAAUUUGCAUUGAAAUGCAGCCUGACAUUUUGUCUCCCUUUGUUUUUAGAUCAAAGGCUGAACCACGGGUGCAGGCGACAGUGUUUCUUAUGAUACUGGGUGCUCUUGUGGCAGCAAGGUAAAUAACACAGCCUGAAAGACAGAUUCAGAGGGCUUUAGGGACUAUAGCAUCCCCACUUUUCUAAGAAUUAAAUUUUCUUUUGUUUUGGGAAACAAACCUAACAAUUAUUUUAGGAGGGAAAGAAAGGAUUAUACUUAUCCCAGUCAUCUAUUCAUCCCAGUCAUCCUAGCCAUCUUAGUCAUCCCAAUCAUCCUAUGUUAUCCUGAUCAUUCAGUCAUUCCAGUCAUUCUAGUCACCUCAGUCAUCCCUGUCAUUGUGCUCAUUCUACACAUCCCAGUAAUCGUAGUCAUUCUAGGCAUCCAGGAGUCAUCAUAGUCAUCCCAGUCAAUGCUAGCCAUCCCAGUCAUCCUAGUCAUCCUAGUCAUCCCAGUCAUUCUUGUCAUCACAUAACAGUUAUCCCAGUCAUUCUAGUCAUCCCAGUCAUCCUUGUCAUUCCAGUCUUCCUAGUCAUCCCUGCAGUCAUCCUGGUCACCCUAGUCAUCCUUGACAUCCCAGUUACCCUAGUCAUCCCAUUCAACCCAUUCAAGUCUAUCCCAGUUAUCCUAGUCAUUCCAGUAAUCCCAGUCAUCCCAGUUGUCCUAGACAUUGCGGUCAUCAUAGUCAUCCCAUUUAUUGCAGUCAUCACCCUUUGUCCCCUGGAUGGCCCUGAGUUCAAUCACUGCUUGUGAUCCUUGGCAAAUUCUGACCUUUUUUGUUUGUGGUUUUAGUGAUGACCUUGCAUUUGAUGCAACAGGUUACACAUUCAUUCUGAUUAACGAUGUCCUUACAGCAGCAAAUGGUAGGAAGUAUUUCAUUAAUUCACCUUUUUUAUUUCUUAUAAAGAAAUGUGGUUGAUUUAUUCAAUUUAUGUCAAGCACUAUUGAAACUUCAUGCCCUAUUAUUUUAGUUAUAAGAAGGGCUGUCACUAGAUUUCCAGUUACCGGGUUAAUGUUAUUUUAUAGUGAUUAUAGUGAUCAGCAUCAAAUUUCUCUUUGUAAUAUCAAUACUUUGUUAAACAGAGUGGUCAUGAGAAUUAUGGACAUGAUCACACAAGACAAAUUUGCUUGAUAUUUUAACAACUUCUCCCCACUAUUUCUGUAGGAAAUGAAUAGGGGCAACAAAUGAGAAUUCAGAUUUUGAUCUUAGGGUUUAAAGGGUUAAACAGCUAGGAAGUCCCUUUGGUUUUACUUUCCUCUUUUUUCUAGUAUGAAAGUAUUCGAGGGUAAUGAUCUCACACGAAACCCCCCUCCCCCCUAUUCCUUGUUAACAGCCCUGCCGUGGUGUUAGUAUACCAAGCCAUGUCACCUUUAAAGGGGUUUUAUAUCUUUAUUUUAAUGCUGGUCUUUUUGUUUAGGUGUUUAUGUAAAGAAAAAGUUAGAGUCAAAGGUGAGUUAUAAAAUUCGACUUAAAUAAAAUUAUUGUUAACAUUUUGGUCCAUCGGUCUUGAAUGACAAAUACAUGCACAGGAUGUUCCAAUGUAGCCUUGAUUAAUACUAUAGUCUGAGACAAGAAUAGUGGGGACACUUUCACUGAAUGCUGUAUUCUUCCUUCUUGCUCAUCUCCUCGCCCUCCCAAUGUUGUUUAUCGCAGUUAACUCACCAAAUCUUGUACACCAGCAUUAGAAGGGCGAAAGGAUAGUAAAGUGUCCCAGCAAUUUUGAAGUGAGACAGUAGUCUUGUUUAAUUAUUUCUACAGGUGGUUUCGCGAGUGAAACCCAUAAUCCAUUCCUCUACUCGAGAGAGUUGAUCGUUCGCGUCUCGUCAUUAGAUUCGUUGUAGUAUCUCUGAGAAAAAAAACAGAUGAUACUACUCGUAUUCCAGGGGGGUAAUCCUAUACUAGAUCUAUGUUGUUAGAGACAGUUUGAAAGAGAGCUUGUCUGCAUUUUGUGAUAAUUAAUUGUUAUUUCCUUUCGAUGAGGUAAAGAGGUUAAAAGCUCUCCUAACAAAUAUUUUUUCUUUAUUAGGAACUGGGCAAAUAUGGUUUGUUGUUUUAUAAUGCCAUAUUUAUGUUCGUUCCUGCUGUCAUUAUUGCUUAUGCCACUGGAGAACUUGAUAAGGUGAGACGAUAUUUCGCGUACUCGCUUGGGUAGACAUAGCGCCUCUGAUUGGUCGUGCUGCGAGAGAAGUUUUUUCAACCAAUCAGAAGCAAUGCCCAGGUGUGGGUAGUGACGCGUCAUCAGAAUGGAAUUUCUACGCUUGUUGCUCAGACGUCAUUUUCGCGGGGAAACCAGUGGUGACGUCGCGAAAUGUCGACUGUUUUCUCAGGCUGCUUAAAACGUCGCGUCAGAACAUUUCAUGUCUUUAUAGUCAUGCUGCAACAGCAAUGAAACAGACUAGUGACAUACGCGUGCAUAAUUGUUGUUUUGCUUAUUAAACCUGUUACUUUUUGAACGCUUUCGUUACCCUCAUAGUCGUGGUUGCAUAAGCUCCCUAUUUCCACGACAUUUCGCGCGCUCUUCUGCUUUGCCCCUCCACUCAAAACGCUGCAUCAGAACGGCCAUUUUUCAACGCUCUUGUCCGUCGCAUCCUUCGUUGCUAAAGCUCCUUAAUUCUGAACAAACAAGUGUAUUUUCCUCUCGCACAACUCAUCUCGUUCUCUUUCUUUGAGUAAAACAAGUGACUACCGUAUUUAUUCGAUUAACCGCCCUGGGCGCUUAUUAAAUUUUUGGACCUUGAGUGUGGGCGCUUAUUCGAGGUGGGCGCUUACUCGGGGCUUGGCGCUUAUUAAAUUUUCACCAUUUUCAGCAAGUGAAGUAUGUUUAUUUUGCAACAAAACAAUAAAUACUAAUAACAGAACGAGAAGAAGUGACAAAGCAAGGUUUCUGUAAAAUACUCUGAAGAAAACUCCGCCCUUGGGGAAGUCUUUUAUUAGAAUUUAUUCACUCAAGUAGGUGGGGUGGGGGUGAGCGCUUAUUUAACUUUGAUUGGGAAGAGGAGGGGGUGGGCGCUUAUUAACUUUUUCUGCCUUUAAGAUUGGCGCUUAUUCGAGGUGGGCGCUAAUUCGAGGUUUGGCGCUUAUUCGAAUAAAUACGGUAAUCAUUACCUGUACCUCAUUGUAAUCUUAUGCUUUUUCCUCUCCAGGCCGUUUUGUACGCACAGUGGCGCGAACCAUUCUUUCUCUUGUAUUUUCUACUCUCCUGUGUUAUGGGGUAAGCAAACAUAAUGCCCUUGUAUCCCGGCAGUGGGUGGGGCCACCAUAUCUGGGCUAGUUAGGUGUGUGGCACUGUUAACGAUAGGGUUUUCAAGGAAUUCCCCGGUAGGACCAACUAACCAACAAACAAAAACUAGUGAGAUCAUGCUGGUUGUGUUAUAAGAUCUUGUCUCAGUUCAGAUCAUCGCGUCAUAGGACGGUGACGUUAAGCCAUUGACCUUGUCUCAUAUUUCAUUAUCAAUUUAAAGGUCGAGGUGGGAGGGGGGGUACGCACCAAAGUUUUAUACGGGGGGGGGGGGCCUCCGCCCCGAGGUCCAACCCCUUACCUUUUAUAUAACAUUUUUUCGAUCGAAAAGGUACCCCUUUCAUAAACCUUCCAUUGACAAAUGGUACCCCUUUCAUGUACUCAGUUUAGGACUUUGUAUCCUUUUCAACUACUGUAAAUGCACUGUUUUUUAAAUGUGAACAAAUCACAAGACAGGAAAUUUUUGCGGCUUUUUCACAGCCAUGUGAAAGCAUGUGUGAUCAGCUCUCGAAAGUGAUCCCCCUAUUGUGCGUCACUGCUUGUCUAAUCUUGUCAGGGGCACCCAACGUCAAUUUUCGGAAAAUAUCUGUUCGGAAGACGAUUUGAGAUCUAGAAUUUUCGGAACAUUUGUUGUAAAAUUUCUUGGCCUUCCUGCCUCUCCUAGGAUUUUCGAACAUCUAAAAAAUGGUAUAAUUGCUCAUUUUUAACGGAUUUUUACCCUAAAAAGGUCACCUAGAAUUUUCGGUAGCCUUUUUUCUGGUUGAAAUUUUCGAAAAGGUAAGCUUUGAUCCCUAUAAUUUUCGGAUCACUAGACUUUCAGCUAGAAAAUCCGAACAGAUGAAAACUUUUAGGGGAUAAAAAUAUGCCUAUAUCUACAGUUUAAAUACUAAAAUACGUUUAACAAUGCAAUGUUUAAGUGGUUUUGAACUAUAUUCUCGUUGGAUGCCCCUGUCUUGUACUGCAUUCAGUUAUCAGCUCUAGUUAAUUAUACCAGUCAAAGCAUGGUACUAUAGUUUGAAUCAGUCUCGUAGGCGACAAUUCUCAGAAAUGACCACAAGAUCUUAGCAUCUAUUUAAUCGCUUACGGGAGUUUUGUCUAUGGCUCUCACAGCGUGACAAAUUGUCAGUCCGUCAGAAAGCCGAGAUUAACGCGAGGUUUACAAGAGAGUGGAAAACCGUUCUUUUCAUCCCACUCCUUGGGGGAAGGGCGUUUAAGCUGAUUUGACAUUUUAAUGAAGCAUCUUCAGUUAUUGCGUUAUUUCCACUUUUUGCUUGUAGGUUCAUUUUAAUGUACUCUAUAGUACUGUGUACUCAGGCAAACUCUGCGCUCACGACGACAAUCGUUGGAUGUUUAAAGGUAAACUAAACUAUAGUUGAAAAUCUCAUAACGAACAAUCUCGCCCGGGAAAGGGUAGCCCGUUCACAAAACCUCUAUUUUCUCUUAAAAGUCAGCCAGUUUGGUGAUUCUCUUCAGUAAGUGAUAUUGUUUCGAUAGUUUAAGCAAUCAAAACCUGUGCGAAACAAAACCUAUUUUAGGUGGUCUUGGGAUAUUAGUGAAAAAGCUGCAAAAACUGUGUGGUCAACUGUCUUUCGUAAAGGUCAAUUCAACUCAACGGACACCAAUUUUUGGGGUCAACUUAAUAAAACAUUUACUAGUGUAAUUUACAAGUGUAGCUAUUGUUUUCAGACUAUAAAACAAUGGAUACUCCUGUAAAUUACGCGUGUAAAACUUUCAUUAAAUUGACUCGAGGUCGACGUUAUCGUUUAGUAAUUUUCUGCUGGUCACGAUAAAACGGAGAACCGACACUUUUCUAAGACCUUCACUGGGUAAAGGUCUCGAUGGUGAGACCGUAUUCAAAGAUGACUUUUCUUUCCUUAGAAUAUUCUUGUUACUUACUUGGGUAUGUUUCUUGGAGGAGACUACGUUUUCACUGUCACCAAUUUUAUUGGACUCAAUAUAAGGUGAGAAUGACUGUGAUUUUAUCUUUUUUUGGGACUGAAACACUGGUCAUGUACCAUUAAGGCUAAGGGAGGAGUGCAUUGAAAUUAAUACUCACAUAUCAGGCACAGACAAUGUUUUCUAAAAAACCUAACAGAUGUACAAACACUGCGAGUAACUGGUCUCAAGCGCGGCAAAACACGUGGAAGUAUGCCACCAUUCGUUGCUGUUUCCCUCUGAUUGGUUGAGAAAGUGGCGCGGGUUUAUUAACCAAUCACAAAGCGAAUCUAUGCGGGUGGCGCUAACCGCGGGAAAACGCAUGCGAGCAAAACAGGAUUUGAAUUUUUGGGGGCAAGAUGAAGCAAAUCCUGUGUUCUGAUUGGCUGCCCAUCUUGCUUGCACUGCUCGGGGUUUGCCGCGAUGGUCCAAUAAGAAACGGUUUUCGUUUUGACCAUGUAAUAAAUCCUUUAUGGACCAAGCUUGAUCGGUCAAGUUUGCUUCAUACUGGCCUGUUUUCUUUGUGCGUUUUUAUCUGUUAACUUCGAUUUCGCCUCGGUUCAUAAAAAGGCAAAAGAGGAACUUGGCCAAUGUCCAUCCAUUUGACCUCACGAUUGGUCGAUCACAAAUAAUUUGUGCGAUCUACCUCUGUUUGGAGUGCUAAAAGACUUAAAAAGGGUUUUUGGAUUUCGAACUUUUCUCUCUUCUCCUCGUUACACUGCGUACAAAUGCGAAUGAAUUGUACACUAAUAGAAGAGACGCUAACUCACAAGAGUUCUUCAAAAAGCUUUUCGCCUUUUGAUUUAUAAAUCUCAUGGACAUUUAGUCGAUAAAGACUUUUAACGCUGCCUUGUACGUCUUUCUCUUCAGCGUUGUUGGAAGUGUGAUUUAUGCGUUUAUCACAUUUAGCGACAAAAGCCCUCCCCCGUCUCAAGUUGCCACACCCGGGAAUGAUGACAAGAAGCUUCUUUCCACUGUGUAA
Messenger RNA from Porites evermanni, 11154 nucleotides. NCBI's taxonomy places the organism in Eukaryota, Metazoa, Cnidaria, Anthozoa, Scleractinia, Poritidae. The record is from the annotation of a GenBank genome assembly.